Polyodon spathula (Mississippi paddlefish) is the source of this 2365-nucleotide messenger RNA. Its product is annotated as serine/threonine-protein phosphatase PP1-beta catalytic subunit. Gene Ontology annotation, biological process: circadian regulation of gene expression; regulation of circadian rhythm. Bases 31 to 1014 code for a protein of 327 amino acids. Gene Ontology annotation, molecular function: protein serine/threonine phosphatase activity. The transcript has 8 exons. The record is from RefSeq and is a predicted model, not a curated record. Gene Ontology annotation, cellular component: cytoplasm; nucleus. NCBI's taxonomy places the organism in Eukaryota, Metazoa, Chordata, Actinopteri, Acipenseriformes, Polyodontidae.
GUGGAAGUUGCGUUUUUUUACAGUUAGAAAAUGGCGGAAGGGGAACUGAAUGUGGAUAGCCUGAUUUCCCGGCUACUUGAAGUGCGGGGAUGCCGGCCCGGGAAGAUCGUCCAGAUGACGGAGGCAGAGGUGCGAGGGCUCUGCAUCAAAUCCAGAGAGAUCUUUCUGAGCCAGCCCAUCCUACUAGAGCUGGAGGCGCCACUCAAGAUCUGCGGCGAUAUCCACGGCCAGUACACAGACCUGCUGCGGCUCUUUGAGUACGGCGGCUUCCCUCCCGAGGCAAACUACCUGUUCCUGGGAGACUAUGUGGACCGAGGCAAGCAGUCCCUGGAGACCAUCUGUCUGCUGCUGGCCUACAAGAUCAAAUACCCAGAAAACUUCUUCCUGCUGCGAGGGAACCACGAGUGCGCUUCCAUCAACCGCAUCUACGGCUUCUACGACGAGUGCAAGCGCAGGUUCAACAUCAAGCUCUGGAAGACAUUCACAGACUGUUUCAACUGCCUGCCGAUUGCAGCCAUCAUCGAUGAGAAGAUCUUCUGCUGUCACGGAGGCCUGUCCCCUGACCUGCAGUCGAUGGAGCAGAUCCGACGCAUCAUGAGACCUACUGACGUACCUGACACAGGGCUGCUGUGUGACUUGCUGUGGUCGGACCCAGACAAGGAUGUGCAGGGCUGGGGGGAGAAUGACCGCGGUGUCUCCUUCACCUUUGGGGCCGACGUGGUCAGCAAGUUCCUGAACCGCCACGACCUGGACCUCAUCUGCAGAGCGCAUCAGGUGGUGGAGGACGGAUACGAGUUCUUUGCAAAGCGUCAGCUGGUGACGCUCUUCUCAGCACCCAACUACUGCGGAGAGUUCGACAAUGCAGGGGGAAUGAUGAGCGUUGACGAGUCACUCAUGUGCUCCUUCCAGAUCCUGAAGCCAUCUGAGAAGAAGGCCAAGUACCAGUACGGGGGUGUGAACUCAGGGCGCCCUGUCACCCCCCCUCGCACUGCCAAUGCGCCCAAGAAAAGGUGAGCGCUGGAGCCGCCAGGAGGCGCCUCUGCCCGCUGAGCUGCAGCCUCAAAGAAGAACCCAUUCUUCUUUAAUAAAUAACAUGUUUUUUUUAAUCCGUGUGUGCACAUUGCCUGGGGAACCAAUCCAAACCAUCAAACUCUUUCACCCCUCGGAUUUCAGCUCCAGACUCCAUCCCCCUACCCAGAAAGGAAGCAGCCCCUGCUCUUCUCCUUUUUCCUCCUUCCCUCCGUUUGUUUCUAAUUCGGUACAAUUAAACGUUUUACAAUGAUUCUGCAAGUAGGAAAGUGGCCUGCUGCCACAGGUGGGUUAGCUUGUGUGUGUGUGUGCCCCCCAGUGCAGACCUUCCCAGAGGUUAGACAUCAUCAGUGCAGUUGUGGAAGUUUGCAGGCUCUGCUAGCUAUACUGUGAAGAGAUGUCCAUCUUGAGCCUGUGUAGGUCACACUUAACAACGGUAUGGUUUAUUUAAAAAUGUGUUUUAUUAUUAUUUAUUAUUAUUAUUAUUAUUAUUAUUAUUAUUAUUAUUAUUUAAUUGUGUUUUAAUGUUUCAGAAUUGAAGUCUUGAUUUUUUGGAGGUUAAAGAAAGCUGAGUAAUACUGGGGAUGGGGUUGCUUUUACUACUUUCACUGUUGAAUUUCACCCAUUUAGUAAUUGGCUCUUUGAUUUGAGUGGUUUGUUUUUAAUUAUCCAUGAGUUGGGUUUUUCCUGGAUCUCGCCGUGACAGGGCUCCAAGACCACAGGCUUCCUACAGGAGAGAAGUGCUUUCCAGCAGAAAUAACAAAUUGCCAGAUUGUUACUGCUUGAAUGGGAGAGCCGAGUGAUUUGUGCCAUUGCAAGUGACAGCAUGUGGAGGGAUGUUAAUGUUGGCCUAAAACAAAUGUUUGCCUGUUAUGUCUUUUAGAAGAAAAUAAAACUGCAAUAGUGUUUUCUGUCAGUGGUGUCUGAAACAGAUACAACAUGAAAAGGUCAAAGAAGUGUUUAAGAAUAUAAAGUUUACAAACUAGAACAGGCCAUUCGGUCCAUUGGUGCUUGUCCACUUCCACAUGUAUCAUGUUGGGUCUUGUAGAAUCCCAUUGUUUCUGCAUCAACACCAUGGCCUAUGUAAUCUAUUCCAACCUUAUUAAUUCACUAAUGGGCAUUCAAAACUGCUCCAGUGGUCUCCUUUGCUAAAGACACAAGGUGACAAACUGGCAUGGCUAAGUUUGCUUUAGGUAAAUUAACUGGGUGAGUAGUUCAGAAAAAAAGCGCCUACUUGGAGCCCUGCUUCUGAGAACCAUACUUCUCUUUUCUGAAUAUACACUGCCACCUCGUGGUGACUCUUGGAAUUUAAAUAAAAUAUUAUUUAGACACUGCA